Pedinophyceae sp. YPF-701 is the source of this 1107-nucleotide messenger RNA. NCBI's taxonomy places the organism in Eukaryota, Viridiplantae, Chlorophyta, Pedinophyceae. The record is from the annotation of a GenBank genome assembly.
AUGCCUUUCGUUUGUUCACGCAAUGCGUCGCAUUCCGCGCAGAUGCCAGCGGCUUGCGCGUGUGGUCCACGAGAGACGGUAGCGCGGCAUAUGCUACGCCGACCGGCGCUGCGCGCUCUCGAUCGGUCGCGGCGGCCAUCGAGGCGGUCCUGCGGACACCUCACCCCAAGGCCAUCCCGCUGUCGGCUUGCUCUGCUUUGCGCUGCCAGUGCGCGCGGCGUAGCGGACUCCGACACGCACGUACCGCUGCAGGGAUGCUCGACGGUGAUCCUUGACUGCGACGGGGUCCUGUGGCGCGGAGACCAGGUCAUUCCGGGGGCCGUGGAAGCAAUCAGGAAGAUGAGAGACGCUGGCAAGCAGCUUCUUUUCGUGACAAACAACGCGUCCAAGAGCCGCUGGCAGUACGCGGAGAAGUUCGCGUCGCUCGGCAUGGAGGUUGCGCCCGAGGAGGUCGUUCCGGCGUCGUACGCGGCGGCGGCGUAUCUUGACAGCGUCGGGGUGGCGCGCGACGGCGGCCGCGUGUACCUGAUCGGCGGCCGCGGCGUCGAGACGGAGCUGGAGCACCACGGGAUCCCGUUCGUGGGCGGCGUUGCCGCCGCGUCGGACCCGGCCGACAUGUCGGUCGAGGAGAUGCUCGCGUUUGACCUGGACCCGUCCGUCCGCGCAGUCCUCAUCGGAUACGACGCGCACUUCACGUAUCGGAAGAUUGCCACAGCCAACCUCUACCUGCGCAGCGACCCUUCCGUCCGCCUGGUCGGCACGAACGGCGACGCCGCCGACCGCAUCGACGACGAGCGCAUGAUGGCUGGUACGGGCGGCCUCGUCGCGGCGGUCGAGGUGGCGUCGGGGCGCACGGCGCACAUCGUGGGCAAGGGCGGCCCGUGGCUGUUGCCCUUCCUGUGCGGACAGAUGGGCGUCGACCCAGCAAACGCCUGCAUCGUCGGCGACCGCAUGGACACCGAUAUCGCGCUCGGGAAGGACGGCGGGCUCCGGACCAUCCUGACUCUGACUGGCGUCACGCGUGCUGAGGACUUGCGCCACAUGUCUGACAGCGAGCUCCCCGACGUCGUGCUCGACUCCAUCGCCGACAUCACACGGGGCCUGUAA